AUGGCGAGCGAGAUACCGUUCGAGGUAGACAGAAAGGUCGAUCCCUCUAUUGCGGUCAACGAAAUCUCAGACAGACAUAGCAACACACCCUCGUUGGACACGACACCAGCGCCCGACACGUCCAUUGUUGAAAAUGCCGAAAAGCAACAAAAGAAACGAUUUUUUGCCAAACCAUGGGGACGACGCCAAGUUGGUGCAAUUUGCGCUCUUGUAUUUGUCGCAUUCACCUUGAGUGCACUGGUCAUUGCUCUCCCGAUCUACUUCACGAAGAUCUACGGUUAUGCAAAAGACACGGACGACUAUUGGAAGCUGCCUCAGCCCAACGAAGAUGCUAGUUACCACGUUCAAAAAAAUGCGCCCCAGUUUGCUCUUCACAAUUUCCCGGACCCGGGCCUUGUGCGGCACGAUGGCAUCUGGUAUGCAUAUGGAACCAACCCCAAGAAGAAGAACCCCAACAGCAUCCACGUGCCUGUGGCUACAUCGCCUGACUUUGUCAAUUGGACGCUGAAAGAGGAUUAUGAUACAUUGCCCACACUGGGAACAUGGGAAGGAAAGGUCAAUCAUUGGGCUCCUGAUGUGAUUCAGCGGGACGAUGGAAAAUUCGUGAUGUAUUAUUCAGGACAAGUCAAGAAGAACUUCGGCACUCAUCAUUGCGUCGGUGUUGCAGUAUCAAAUGGCACGAGUCCCUUGGGUCCCUUCAUCCCCCAGGAUGAGCCACUGGCCUGCCCCCACAAACACGGCGGUGCAAUUGACCCAUCCCCUUUCAGAGACACAGACGGCACACUCUACGUUGUCUACAAAGGCGACGGAAACAGCAUGGGCCAUGGUGGCAACUGCGGCAAUAGCAAGAAGCCAGUGGUAUCCGUGCCGCUACUACUACAAGAACUGAAGAGUGACGGCAUCACGACGGUCGGAGAUGCAGUAAAGAUUCUCGAUAUCGACGGCUCUGACGGCCCACUUGUCGAGGCACCCAACCUCAUCGUCACCUCGGACGGAACCUAUUACCUGUUCUUCUCCUCGCAUUGUUAUACCUCUUUCGGCUAUAAUGUGAAGUACGCGCACUCGAAGUCUCUCAAGGGCCGGUAUACCAGGGCCGAUCGACCCCUCCUGCAGACGUCUGAUUGGGGUCUCGAGUCGCCGGGCGGUGCGACAGUCUCAGCUGAUGGAUCCAAGAUUGUCUUACAUGCAAAUUGUGGCCCGCACCGUUGUAUGUGGGCUGGGGCCAUUGAUAUCCGGUCGAACAACCAUACGAUCGUGAUGACCGAGCUCAUAGCUAAUCAGACAGCUACGAAUUCGACGUGA
Molecule: messenger RNA, 1302 nt
Organism: Penicillium olsonii
Lineage: Eukaryota; Fungi; Ascomycota; Eurotiomycetes; Eurotiales; Aspergillaceae
Source: the annotation of a GenBank genome assembly